AUGGCCAAUACUACUAUUAAGGACUACGGCAGCAGCGACAAUAAUUCUAAUGGACCAAAAGUAAUACUCGAAGAAAGAAUUACAACAGUUAAUGCGGAUUGUAAUAAAUAUAACAAUCACAACGGUAGCAUUAGUUCUGCUGAUUCCAAUGAGGCGCUAGUGAAGAAACCCAGGGCUGCGUCCUUCUUUAAUGUGUUAUUCAGUGGUUUCGCUUUACUUUCUGAUGGUUAUCAAUCUGGAGUCAUCAGUUUCGUUAAUCUCUUUCUUGGGAAAAUCUACGGAGAUAGCAUUUUCAAUGCUGAUAUGAAAUCUCGUUUAUCUUAUGCUAUGUUUGUUGGUGCUAUUGUUGGCCAACUAGGAUUUGGUCUCGUAAUUGAUCGCAUCGGACGUAAAAUCGGACUUAUUCUGACCACUGUUCUUGUAAUUGUUGGCGCUGCAUUAUCCUCUGCUUCAAGUGGAACUUCCGUCAAUGGUAUGCUUUGGAUGAUGAUUAUAUCCAGGGGUAUUCUUGGUGUAGGUGUAGGUGGUGAAUACCCGUGUAGCUCUGUAUCGGCAGGUGAGUCUGCUGAUGAAGUAGCUCCUGGGAAACGUGGUGGCUUGUUUGUACUUGUAACCAACUUUGUUAUCGACCUUGGUUAUGUCGUUUCAGCCAUUGUGCCUGUUGUUCUGCUUGCUAUCUUCAAGGAUAAUUUGGAACCUGUUUGGCGUUUAUGUCUGGGUCUUGGUGUAGUCCCUCCCUUAUCCGUCUUGUACUUCCGACUCAAAAUGGGAGAUUCAGAACGUUACAAAACAGGUGCUUUGAGAAAGCAUGUUCCUUAUCUGCUCAUUUUCAAGCGAUACUGGUUCCGUAUCUUGUUAAGCUCGGGUUUAUGGUUCAUUUAUGAUUUUAUUACUUAUCCAAAUGGUGUUUUCUCUUCAGUCAUCCUCGACAGUGUCGCUAGUGGUGAUUCAAAUAUUCAAAUCGUUGCCUGGAACAUCUUACUCUUUGCUUUCUAUCUUCCCGGUUGUUUAGCUGGUGCCUAUUCAGUCGAUAAAUUGGGUCGUAGAAAGACGCUUGCCUUUGGUCUAAUGGCUCAAGGUAUUGUUGGCAUGAUUCUUGGUGGAGUAUAUGAGCCUCUCUCUAAGAAUUGUAUGCCUAUGUUCAUUAUUAUGUAUGGUAUCUUUUUAGCCCUUGGAGAAUAUGGCCCUGGCCCCACUAUGGGUUUGAAUGCCAUGGAAAUGUUCCCUACUGCCGUCCGUGGUACUUGCUAUGGUAUUGCUGCUGCUGUAGGUAAAGUAGGAGCAACCGUUGGUACGCUUGCUUUUGUGCCUAUGCAAGAAGCCAUGGGAGGUUAUCGUGGGCCCUUCUUGGUUGGUAGUGGUAUUGCCAUUGCCGCUAGCUUUGUUGCCUGGUUUUUCGUUCCAGAAAUUGGAGUGGAUGGUUUAGCUGAAGAAGAUGCUGACUUCCGUGCUUAUUUGGAGAAGCAUGGCUAUGAUGUCAGUCAGUUUGGUCUAGGUCAGCAGUCAUCAGUCCAAGAACAAUCUGUUGUCGAAGUUGUUCAGGAUAAAUCAAAGAAUGGCUCUUUUAGCUCGAGUGGUUCUUUGGAUGAACAACAACAGCCAAGAACGCAUGAAGUAGCGUGA
Molecule: messenger RNA, 1623 nt
Organism: Mycotypha africana
Lineage: Eukaryota; Fungi; Mucoromycota; Mucoromycetes; Mucorales; Mycotyphaceae
Product: major facilitator superfamily domain-containing protein
Exons: 5
Coding region: 1-1623 (540 amino acids)
Biological process (GO): carboxylic acid transport; transmembrane transport
Cellular component (GO): plasma membrane
Molecular function (GO): carboxylic acid transmembrane transporter activity
Source: RefSeq, a predicted model, not a curated record